Messenger RNA from Bactrocera oleae (olive fruit fly), 4852 nucleotides. It is a transcript of the gene SMC3, whose product is annotated as structural maintenance of chromosomes 3. NCBI's taxonomy places the organism in Eukaryota, Metazoa, Arthropoda, Insecta, Diptera, Tephritidae. Gene Ontology annotation, molecular function: ATP hydrolysis activity; ATP binding; protein binding. Gene Ontology annotation, cellular component: mitotic cohesin complex; chromosome. The record is from RefSeq and is a predicted model, not a curated record. Gene Ontology annotation, biological process: mitotic sister chromatid cohesion.
UCUAAAUGCCUGUUAACUUGGUCAAAAUAUUACAAUCGCAAUCUGCUGGUAACUUUAUGUUGAUGUGUUAUACACAGACAAACUGUUGAGUUAUAAACAAUAAUGUAAAAUGCAUAUAAAGCAGAUUAUAAUACAAGGAUUUAAAAGCUACAAAGACCAAACAGUGGUCGAACCUUUUGACAAGAGACAUAAUGUGGUUGUUGGAAGGAACGGUUCUGGAAAGAGUAAUUUUUUUUAUGCAAUACAGUUUGUGCUGAGUGAUGAGUUUACUCACCUGCGUCCUGAACAAAGGCAGGCGCUUUUGCAUGAAGGAACAGGCGCUAGGGUUAUUUCGGCUUACGUUGAGAUAAUUUUCGAUAAUAGCGAUAAUCGAGUUCCAAUAGACAAAGAAGAAAUAUAUCUACGAAGAGUCAUUGGUUCUAAAAAAGAUCAGUACUUUUUAAACAAAAAAGUAGUUCCCAGAACAGAAGUCGUGAACUUACUUGAAUCUGCUGGAUUUUCGAACUCUAACCCAUACUAUAUUGUCAAGCAAGGAAAAAUUAAUCAAAUGGCUACAGCAGCUGAUUCAUACAGAUUAAAAUUACUGCGCGAAGUAGCUGGUACUCGAGUAUAUGACGAACGAAAAGAAGAGUCGCUUAAUAUUUUGCGAGAAACCGAGGGCAAACUUGAAAAAAUUUCAGAGUAUCUCAGAACUAUUGAGGAACGAUUGAAAACAUUAGAAGAAGAGAAGGAAGAGUUGAAGGAAUAUCAAAAAUGGGAUAAAGCAAGGCGAAUGCUGGAGUAUAUAAUACACGAAACUGAAUUAAAGGAAACCAAAAAGGCACUCGAUGAUUUGAAUGAACAAAAGAAAUCAUCUGUCGACAAGAAAAAAAUUUAUAACAUCGAAAUUCAGAAGGCUCAAGAAAACAUAAAAGAAAUUCAAAAGCGUUUAAAAGAUGCAAAAAAAGACGUUAUCUCAACGAAAGAAGAACGAUCUGUAUUGUUAACAGAACAGCAACAACUGCUGCGUGAAAAAACAAAGCUUGAUCUUAUUAUAAUCGAUCUUAAUGAUGAAGUACAAGGGGAUAAUAAAUCAAAAGAAAGAGCUGAUCUAGAGUUAAAAAAAUUAAAAAUAACAAUAGCGGAAAAAGAGAGAGAGUUGGAUGAUGUUAAACCGAAAUACGAAGCUAUGAAGCGUAAAGAAGAAGAAUGUUCACGAGAGUUAUCCCUUAAGGAGCAAAAAAGAAAUGAGUUAUAUGCCAAGCAAGGACGGGGGUCCCAGUUUUCCUCAAGAGAAGAUAGAGAUAAAUGGAUUUUAAAUGAAUUAAAAUCUCUAAGUAAACAAAUAAGAGAUAAAAUUAAUCACAAUUCGAAAUUAAUGGAAGAUUUAAAAAAGGAUAGCAAUGCUGAAGCAGAUCUAAACAAAAAAAUUGAAGAGCAUUCUAACGAACUUGAACAACUGCGACUUCAAAUAGAUGAUCAUAACAAAAAAUACUAUGAAUUGAAGAAAACCAAAGAUCAUUAUCAAGCAAUGAGGAAUGAAUUAUGGAGAAAAGAAACUCAAAUGACGCAACAACUACAAACACACAAGGAAGAACUAUCUAAAACAGACCAAGCACUCAGAAGUAUGGCAGGUAAACCAAUAUUAAACGGUCGAGAUUCCGUUCGCAAAGUGUUGGAUAAUUUUUUUGAGCGUGGUUCUCCUUUUGAUGAAAUUGCCAAAUCUUAUUAUGGACCAGUUAUUGAAAAUUUCAGUUGUGAUAAGACAAUAUAUACAGCUGUUGAAGUUACCGCUGGAAAUAGACUAUUUCAUCAUAUCGUUGAGUCAGACAAAGUUGGAACUCAAAUUUUAAAAGAAAUGAACAAACUUAAGCUACCAGGGGAAGUUACAUUUAUGCCUCUAAAUCGACUGCAAGUAAAAAUACAUGAUUAUCCGGAUGAUCCAGAUUCGAUUCCUAUGCUCUCAAAGCUUAAAUACGAUGAACAGCAUGACAAAGCAUUGAGAUACAUAUUUGGAAAAACUUUAAUAUGCAGAAAUUUAGAAAGAGCAACAGAACUUGCUAAAAGCACUGGAUUGGAUUGUGUUACUUUGGAUGGCGAUCAGGUAUCCUCUAAAGGAUCUCUAACAGGUGGCUAUUUUAAUACAUCACGAUCACGUCUUGAAAUACAGAAAAAACGGUCUGAAUAUACACAACAAAUACGAGAUUUUGAAAAAGAGUUAAGUAAACUAAGAAAUGAGAUCAAACAAACAGAAAAUAGUAUAAAUUCAGUUGUUUCGGAAAUGCAGAAAACAGAAACAAAACAAGGAAAAACCAAAGAUAUAUUUGAGAAACUCCAAGGUGAAAUUCGUUUGAUGAAAGAAGAAUUAUUAAGGAUUGAAAAAUAUAGAUCAACCAGAGAAAGAUCUGCAUCUCAAUGUAAAGCUAGUUUAGAAGCAAUGAACAGCACAAAAGCUGGGUUGGAAGCUGAGCUUAAGCAAGAACUUUUAUCCAGUUUGUCGGUACAAGAUCAACGAGAAAUAGAUCAACUUAAUGAUGAUAUCAGGAAAUUAAAUCAGGAGAAUAAAGAGGCUUUCACUCAAAGAAUGCAGUUAGAAGUUGUAAAAAAUAAGCUAGACAACCUAUUAACCAAUAAUCUAUUUCGAAGACGCGAUGAAUUAAUUACAGCACUUCAAGAAAUAUCUGUCGAGGAUCGGAAACGAAAACUCUUGAAUUGUAAAAAUGAUUUAAUAUCUGCAGAAAAGAGGAUUAAAAAAGUCAAUAUUGAUCUGGAGGACAUUGAAAAGAGAGUUCAACAAGCAGUUCAUCUCCAAAAAACUCUUCAACUUGAGCUAGAAAAUUUUAUGCGGAAAGAAAAAGAAGCAGAAGAAAAAAUAAAUGAGGAUGCAAAGAAAAUGGAGAAAUGGACGUCGAAAGAAAUUUUACUUAAUCAAAAACUUGACGAAUGUGCAGAAAAAAUUGCAAGUUUAGGUGCUUUACCUCAAGUUGAUGGUGUUUAUAGUAAAAUGUCAUUAAAAUCUCUGUUUAAGGAACUUGAAAAGGCAAACCAGCAUCUUAAGAAAUAUAACCACGUGAACAAAAAAGCUUUAGAUCAAUUUCUAAGUUUUUCAGAGCAAAAAGAAAAGUUAUAUAAACGAAAGGAUGAAUUGGAUAUAGGAGAUCAAAAGAUCCGUGAACUAAUGAAGACGCUUGAAAUGCAAAAAGUUGAAGCCAUUCAGUUUACCUUUAAGCAAGUUGCCCAAAAUUUUACUAAAGUAUUUAAGAAAUUGGUACCACAAGGGGCAGGUUACUUGAUAUUAAAAACUAAGGACAGUGACGAUGAAAAAGACGAUAAAGAAGUAGCUAAUUCUGAUGCCUUUACUGGAAUUGGUAUUCGAGUCUCCUUCACAGGAGUGGACGCUGAAAUGCGAGAAAUGAAUCAAUUAUCUGGAGGUCAAAAAUCGUUGGUGGCACUGGCAUUAAUUUUUGCAAUUCAGAAAUGUGAUCCAGCGCCUUUUUAUUUAUUUGAUGAAAUUGAUCAGAACCAAAAAACGUUUAUUGUACGAGAAAAGCUUGACCAUCGAAAAAAUACAGGCGCUUGAUGCUCAACAUAGGAAAGCCGUGGCUGAUAUGAUACACGAAUUAAGUGACCAGGCUCAAUUUAUAACUACUACAUUUAGACCUGAGCUACUUGAAAAUGCUCAUAAGUUUUAUGGAGUUCGAUUUAGAAACAAGGUUAGCCAUAUAGAUUGCGUCACCAAGGAACAAGCAAAAGAUUUUGUCGAGGAUGAUAACACACAUGCAUAGAUUUUGUGAACCACUCGUUUUAUCAAUAAAAAGGAAUUUUUUAAGUAUAAUUUAAUGUUAUUUGGAUUAGGUAAGGUUAAACCGGCUGGCUGUAAUGCCAUACAUAGUCCUUUGUAGUGCCAGAUAGAGGUUUAUUAAUACGAGCUGAAGUUUACGUCGUGCAGGCCGUCAAGGCUUUUUGCAAAAUUUUAAUAGAGACCUGACAUCUAAUAUUAUACUCCAUCCAGUCCCUUUAACUGCGAAGCCUCCAGAUAUCUAAGUCGUGUUCUAGAUAAGGCCGGAGAUAUACAGAAUAGAUGUUUCAGCGUCUAUGCCAUACCUACUUCCCUGCAGUUUCUAUUUGUGUCAUCGUUAAUAAUGCCCAUACGGCUCGGAUAUGAUGCCAGUAAGUUGUGUCCUGUGACUAGGCCAACAACCUGCAGUCUUUUCGGGAGCGUACGAGUAGAAAGUUUGCGUGUUUUCUUUCUGUUCAUUUCAUCUCGCCCUAAUCCAAUUGCUAGCUAUUUCGAAAAUUUCGUUUAGUAUAGUUUUUAACGAUUUGCGUAUGUCUUGAACUGGUUCGGUAGUCAAGCAGAUGGCACCUUUGGCAAUCUCAUCAGCUAUUUUGGACCACCUGUGUGGCCUGGAACCCAGCAUAUAGUAAAUUGCAAGUUUAGGUGCUUUAUCUCAAGUUGAUCGUGUUUAUAACAAAAUGUCAUUAAAAUAUCUGUUAAAGAAUCAAAAAACCAAACCAGCAUCAAAGCCUUAAAUCAAUUUCUUCAGUUUACCUUUAAGCAAGUUGCCCAAAAUUUUACUAAAGUAUUUAAGAAAAUGGUACCACAAGGAGCAGGUUACUUGAUACUAAAAUCCAGAGCCUUUUUAUUUAUUUAAUGAAAUUGAUCAGGUAAUUAACUGUUAUUAACAUGAUGAGUUUCUGAAAUGCUUGCGUAGUAAGUUAACUAAAAAGUUUCUUAAGCUAUUUAGAUUUAAGUUGGGUGCAGCUGAACAUUUUUUAAACGAAGUUUGUAAGUGUCAAGGGCGUGGACAAAUUUUCAAGUGCUUCAUAUUAAAUAAGUGUAAAUGACCAAAAUAAAUAUUGCUUUUGUUUA